GCAGCGGGAGAGCGCGCGGGUCCCGUAGUCCCAGCGCCUCUCCACUGUCCAGGGCAUCCCGGUUCCCGUCCUCACCACCCCAGGAUGAACUAGCGCGCCCGGGGAAGGGACAGGGGAGCCCAUGGCCCGGCCCGUGUCCUGCAGCCCCUGCGAUCGCCUCCACACGCUCGGGGUCUCCGGGUCAUCGCGGAGCCCAGCGGCCAGGAUGGCGCACGAGGUGGCCGGGGCCGGGCCGGGCUCGGGCGGCAGCAGAGGUCACCACUGACGGGUCAUCUGACAGGCUGGCCACCCGGUGACCGCUGGCCCAGGAUGCAGCGCUGGACGGCGGCGGCCCUACUCUCCCUCGUGUGCAGCUCGGCGCUGUCGCUCUGGAUGUGUCGCGAGGGCUUCUUACUGCUCGGGCCCCGCCUGGCGCCCGCCCCGGCCCUGCGCCGCCCGCCGCGCACCCCGGACGCCCGCAUCGCCCGCCUGGCCCAGUACCGAGCGCUGCUGCAGGGAGUCCCGGACGCGGUGGAGCUGCGCGAGCUGACGCCCUGGGCCGGCCGGGCGCCGGGUCCGCGCCGUCGAGCAGGACCGCGGAGGCGUCGUGCGCGCGCGCGCUCGGGCACGCGGCCGUGUGGGCUGCGCGAGCUCGAGGUGCGCGUGAGCGAGCUGGGCCUGGGCUACACGUCGGACGAGACGGUGCUGUUCCGCUACUGCGCAGGCGCCUGCGAGGCGGCCGCGCGCGUCUACGACCUGGGCCUGCGGCGCCUGCGACAGCGGCGGCGCGUGCGUCGGGAGCGCGUGCGCGCGCAGCCCUGCUGCCGCCCGACGGCCUACGAGGACGAGGUGUCCUUCCUGGACGUGCACAGCCGUUACCACACGGUGCGCGAGCUGUCGGCGCGCGAGUGCGCCUGCGUGUGACUGCGCCCGUGCGGAACGUGCCGUCGGGGCCAUGGACUCUCGCGAGAACUGUGUUCAUAUAAAGAGUGAAAACUCG
Messenger RNA from Jaculus jaculus (lesser Egyptian jerboa), 979 nucleotides. RefSeq names its product neurturin (gene Nrtn). Lineage: Eukaryota; Metazoa; Chordata; Mammalia; Rodentia; Dipodidae. Gene Ontology annotation, molecular function: growth factor activity; glial cell-derived neurotrophic factor receptor binding; receptor tyrosine kinase binding. The transcript is spliced from 3 exons. The record is from RefSeq and is a predicted model, not a curated record. The coding region runs from base 310 to 903 and encodes 197 amino acids.